Messenger RNA from Zingiber officinale, 1303 nucleotides. Its product is annotated as probable xyloglucan endotransglucosylase/hydrolase protein 30. The record is from RefSeq and is a predicted model, not a curated record. NCBI's taxonomy places the organism in Eukaryota, Viridiplantae, Streptophyta, Magnoliopsida, Zingiberales, Zingiberaceae. Bases 56 to 1063 code for a protein of 335 amino acids. Gene Ontology annotation, cellular component: cell wall; apoplast. The transcript is spliced from 4 exons. Gene Ontology annotation, biological process: xyloglucan metabolic process; cell wall biogenesis. Gene Ontology annotation, molecular function: xyloglucan:xyloglucosyl transferase activity; hydrolase activity, hydrolyzing O-glycosyl compounds.
ACCACGCUGAAAUGACACCAGAAACCAGCGAAGCCGAGCGGCGGCAGCAGCAGCGAUGGCGAUGUUUACGGGCUUCCUCCUCCUCCUCUUCUCGCUUGUAGCGACGGCGUCCGCGGCGACGGCGGCGUUUAACUUGACGACUUUGCCCUUCGACGACGGCUUCUCCCACCUCUUCGGCAACGACAAUCUCGUCCGCUCCGGCGACGGCCGUGGCGCCCGCCUCACCCUCAAUCGUUACUCCGGAUCGGGAUUCAUUUCGAGUGAUCUUUACCAUCACGGGUUCUUCAGCGCUUCCAUCAGAUUGCCCUCCGAUUACACCGCCGGCGUCGUUGUCGCCUUCUAUACUUCCAACGGCGACGUGUUCGAAAAGACGCACGACGAGCUCGACUUCGAGUUCCUAGGCAACAUCCGCGGCCGCGAUUGGAGGAUACAGACCAACGUUUACGGCAACGGAAGCACCAGCCGCGGCCGCGAGGAGCGCUACGUCCUCCCGUUUGAUCCCACCGCCGAGGCUCACCAGUACUCCAUCCUCUGGACCGCCGACCGCAUCAUGUUCUACAUCGACGACGUGCCCAUCCGCGAGGUGGUGCGGAGCGGCGCCAUGGGCGGCGACUACCCGUCGAAGCCGAUGUCGGUCUACGCCACCAUCUGGGACGGCUCCACGUGGGCGACGGCCAACGGCAAGUACAAGGUGAACUACAAGUACGCCCCCUUCGCCGCCGACCUCUCUGACUUCGUCCUCCGCGGCUGCCGAGUCGACCCCAUCCAACUCGUCGACUCUGCCCGCCGCUGCGCGGACGCGCAGGACGAACUCCGCGCUUCCCCCAUCGCCGUCAUGACCCCCCGCAAGCGCGACGCCAUGCGGCGCUUCCGGAAACGCUACAUGACAUACUCCUUCUGCUACGACACCAAGCGCUACCCCGUCCCCUUCCCCGACUGCGACAUCGUCCCCUCGGAGCAGACCCGAUUCCUCGACUCCGGCAACUCCAAAUUCCGCCACGACCUCCGGAGGUCCCGCCGCCAGAGCCGGAAGCCCACGCCCGACGGCGAGAUUAGCAAUUAAUGCCUCAAUUCAAUUGUGAAUUAGCGCAUAUUCUUUUUGUUGUUACAUAGUAAUUUUUUUUUUUAUUUUGUUACAUAGUAUUUAAAAAUACCUAUUGGAUUCCUUGAUUCUUCAAUUUUUUCUUGCUUGGCGGUCCUCUAAAUUAAUUUAUGUAAAGGAGACGGUGGGUGGCUGUUAGGAUGGUGAAGAACUUGUCGGACAAUAAAUUGAUGAUUAAAGAUUGGUGGAUAGUUGUUGACA